AAUUGGACAACCCGCGAGACUUUGGUGGGCGUGGAUUCAGAGGAGAAGCUUCCUGUUCGGAUGAACACGUGGUUCCGCGUCUGCUUGUCUGUCAGUGUGAAGGUUUCCAGCCUUUCUCUCAUACCUCUCCCUGUUUAUCCUCCCGUAACACACAGCAGACCUUAUCCUCUCUCUACUCCGUCCCACCCGCACCUCCUCCUGCUACACUUUGCUUCUUCUCUUUGCGACGGCUCCCGAGACACAGCCAGGCCGCGGUCACUUCAACGUGUAUCCGCUCAGAGAGGGAGAGAGAAAGAGAGAGGGAUAGCGUGUGUGUGUGUGUUUGUGUGUGUGUGUGUGUGUGUGUGUGUGUGUGUGUGUGAGAGAGAGAAAGAGUGUGUGUGUGUGUGAGUGACAGAGUGUGUGAGUGCGUGUGCGCGCAACCGGUCCAUCCGUGUUAUUAUUUCUCCCACGAUCCCGCCUCGUUAUUCGGCCAUGACGCUGGAAGCGAUCCGCUACCGGUCCGGGUCUCUGCAGAUCCUAAACCAGCUGCUGCUGCCACACAAGACCGCUUACGAUGAGAUCCGCUCGGUGCAGGACGCUUACGAGGCCAUCAAGUCCAUGAAGGUGCGGGGCGCCCCGGCCAUCGCCAUCGUCGGCUGCCUAAGCCUGGCUGUGGAGUUGCGGGCAGGCGCCGGGGGGGACGAUCCCGUGACCUUUAUUAGGGAGUCUCUGUGUCACCUGACCUCAGCUCGGCCCACCGCCGUCAACAUGGGCCGCGCCGCCCGCGAGCUGAUGGAGUUUGCUGAGAACGAGAGCAUGGAGAAGAAUUCGGAGCAGCUCAGAGAAAGUGUAAUUGCCUGGAUCGAAGACAUGCUGGAGCGUGACGUCAAUGACAAUAAGAAGAUCGGAAACUAUGGCGCCCAGCACAUCCUGUCUGGCGUUCCGAGGGACUCUGUGACCAUCCUCACACACUGCAACACCGGCUCGCUGGCCACUGCUGGAUACGGCACCGCACUCGGUGUGGUGCGAAGCCUCCACGCGCUGAGCAGGCUGAAGCGUGUGUACUGCACAGAGACGAGGCCGUACAACCAGGGAUCCAGACUGACGGCUUAUGAGGCGGUAGCAGAGGGAAUCCCUGCUACGCUUAUUACAGACAGCAUGGCAGCCCUCACCAUGAGAGAAAUGAACAUCACAGCUGUGGUGGUGGGUGCAGACAGGGUGGUUGCCAACGGCGACACUGCCAACAAGGUGGGCACAUACCAGCUGGCCAUUGCCGCAAAGCACCAUGGGAUUCCGUUCUAUGUUGCCGCACCCAGCACGUCAUGCGACUUGAGCUUAGAGAGCGGCAGGGACAUCGUCAUAGAAGUGCGCCCCCCUGAAGAACUCACCAGUAUAAAUGGGAUCCCCAUUGCCGCCCCGGGUAUCGAGGUGUGGAACCCAGCGUUUGACGUGACCCCUCACCAGCUCAUCACGGGAGGCAUCAUCACAGAGCUGGGAGUCUUCCUCCCCUCUGAGCUCCAGGCGGCACUCACCGGCCGCCUCACUGCCCUCUAGAGCCUCUCAUCCCCACCUGCUGGUCCGUGUGCACCACUGCACCUUAUCGUCACACACUCAGAAACACUAAUUUCAUCACAGAACACACACAGACACACACACACACACACACACACACACACACACACACACACACAUAGUUGUGUUAUAAUUUAAUUUUGGUCAAUGCACAGUCCCUGUUACAUGUCUGUGGUGCACACAGAAAAAAUAUCAGUGUAUCAGUCUCUUACUCACCCACAUAUACACAUUCACUGCAGGGAGUCAAGCAGACACACUCCACUUUCUUUCAUGUCCCUCUUUGUUUUCUAUGGUCUUACCAAUUUCACCUUUUCCCAAGUUUUCCAUCCCAUUUUUCAUUCUCUCUUGCCGCCUCUUUCUCAUGCUAAAUGGCUUCUGUGACAACGAAUAGUGAUCAGCUGAACUCAAUCCCAUAAAUUCUAUUUGGCAAAAAAAAUGAUGGAGUCAUUUUUCAGGACUUCUUCAACUACAAACUAAAAAACUUCCAAAAUGUCUAAGUGGCAUGACUGUUUAUUUCAUUUUAAAGUAGUGUUUUUUUUUCUAAGCCACGGUUUCUAAAUCCUGCUACCCACUUGUAAAUAAAUACAUAUUCUUGCUGGUAGUGUGUACAUAUGUAGAAGACUAACCCCUGCUAGUAAAAGGUACUGCUAUUUUAACUAAAUAUGUGGUUAUUUGAAAUUUAAAUUUGACAUAAAAAAUGUUAUAUUAACAUUUCAUUUAUUUGCGUAGAAAUCUUUUUUUAGAGGAAUUAUCCAAAUUUAUAGCUCAUACAUUUUCACAACCAGAUUUUUAGUGAUAUGAACAAUUGUAUUUCACUCUCACUUUUUACCCCGUGCAGCAAAAUUUGGAAUUUCUUGAUCAGUCCUCGCUGGUCAGCUGAAGCCUAUGACAAUACAUGUAUUUAUACCUCAUUCCUUGUUUGUAUCUUGCUAUUCCCAGUUGUAUUGUAUCAUACCAUACUUGUAUUCUCAUAAUGUACUUCUAUCUAUAUAUAUAUAUAUAUAUAUAUAUAUAUAUAUAUAUAUAUAAUGUAACCAUACUUAUUUCAGCACCAUACAAAUAUUCACCAUAUUGCAAAAGAUGCUCUGUAAGAUUAAAAAAUCAAAAAAAAAAGAAACAAAAAAAAACGUUAGAAGGUAUUGUGUAAUUUUGCCAUAACAGCUUUUGCCAUGAUCUCAGAGGUCUGUUAUGCUGUUGUAUUUCUGUAAUACAGGCAUCUCCAUUAAAGGAAUAGUUCACCCCAAAAUAAAGGUUUUGUCAUCUGCUCACUUGCAUGUCAGUCAAGACUCAAGACUAUAUGUCAGGCUAUAUGGCAGGCUUUUCUCAAAUUAAGGUCAUUGUUUUACAGCCUAAAAAAAUUAAUAAUCAAAUGGUUAAACUUGAUAAAGAACUCUGCUUGCCAACUUUACUGUUUUGAUUCACUCUUCACUGCACUCACGACUUUGUUUAGUUUUAAAGGAUGCUGUUUUGCAAAAGCUCUGGUAGAACCACUGCACUCUACCUGUUUAGCGCUAAAACAACAGACGGACACAGUAAGCGACUUACUUGUUUAUAUUCCCCUAGGAAGACAAAAUCAGCUGAAUUGAGCGUAAAUAUUGGUUUUGAUUUGUCAAUUGGACACAUGGGGCAACAUGACUCCACAUUAAUGAUUAGGUCUGUGUGCUCUGUGUCCACAGGAUGCAUACCUAAGCAACGGUUUGCUAAAAUGCCUUAACAACUUUAUAAGGUGGUAAUAUGACAAUGUUGUGUUUACACCUUGUUGCGCUGCCCCCAAGUAGCCAAAAAAGCAAUUAAUGCAGGUCUAAAGACCCUCGGUCUGGACAUUAUGCAGGUAUUUGAAAGUGUUUAGGGAAAGCAAGGCGUGUAUUGUAUUUUACUUUAUAGAUCUGUGAAAAGAUGGUUUUAACUUUAGUUACUCAGAAGUCUAAGAGAGAAAUGUGAGAACAACUACUGUGGCCAGACACGCUGCAGAGUUCAUCAAAAACUUGAUGUGGGAAUGAGCAGUAGAUGACUUCAUGUCUUUAUUUUGAGGUGAACUAUUCCUUUAAGAUUGGUGGGGUCUUAUCCAUACUGAAGUAUCUGUCUGCAGAGAGCUCUGCGACACAGUGUGAUGCCAUCAAAAAUCAGAAUGUAAUAUUAAACUCAGAUGAACUUGCUUUUUGGCAGGACAGAUUUCAGACACUUCUUGCCUUUGUGCUCUGUUCAGAAUGUGUUUCGACUUUUUUGCAUUAAACUGAAAUGCUGUUUUACUUCAGACUGACUUCAAUCAGAAAAAUAAUCAGUAACUAUCUGGAUAACAUAAAGGCUUAUGUUUUUUGUUUUUUUUCCAAGCAAAAAGGCUAAAUGUUAAUAUUUGCGGUUUUGUCAUGAGAAAUCUCAUGAAUGAAUUAAUAAUUAAUUGCAGCCCUACCUUCAUCACGCACCCUUAUUGACUCUCUAGUUUUAAAACCUGACAGUGAACUAGUAUUUGCCCAUAACCACUAGUUAUUGAUUGUGUGAAAGAUGUGUUACUGGCCAGUCAUCCGACAAUGCGUUUGUUGUUCUAAGUGGCUCCGUAGAAAAUUCCCAGAUAUCUCGAUCUGUAUGGGACACACCUACUCGCUGCACUGAAUGUCACAGGGCCAGACUCGGGGUGGCCCACACUGAUCACUGCCUUACAGGUGCAGCACCAAUAUAGCUCACUGAUGUGAACUGGCAUCAUGACCGGAUAGACAGCAGCCCCUCAGUCCUUCCUUCACCCUGGUUUAUAUCAUGUAGCCAUAUCUUUCAACCCUUGCCACAAAAUAUGCUAGUCUACCUUCUUCACACACCCCUUCUGACCUCAUACACUGUCCUUUUGGACUUUGUCACUAACUUUAUUCAUUUGAACAAGUGACAAAUAAAAAAAAUAAAAAAAGAACCACUGAAAGGUCCAGAGAAACACCCUUAAAAAAGAUGUAAUGUUACCAAUAAUAAUUUCAGUAUCCAUACUGUCAUUGUCCAUAUCUUCCUGUAAUAUAAGCUAACUUCUUCUUUCAUCUUCCACCUCUUCAUUUGUCCUCUGUUCACCCAUCACACCUCAACUCACAAAGAUGCUGUUAGGUCACACACAAGCAUAAAAGACACUUUGAAUUUUCUUUUUGUUUUGUACAGAUUAAGACAUCACGUGUUUAGGGGCAAAUUUUGACAGUGUUCCAGACAUAUGUAGCAACUUUGUGGCAGUCAGACACGCCACAUAUUAUUUCUUUCUAAAUCUUUAAGAGGUACGAGAUUUUUGUUUGUCUGUACAUCAUGAUUAUAACUGUUUGGCUGUGGUUUGUUGUUUUAUUUCAUGACAUUGUGAUUCCUAGUGACUAGGCCAUUAGUACACCACACUGGGGAGGCCUCCUCAACCAUACACACUACCUCUCCGUCUGCCUACACGGACUCAAACACUGAAAUGCAUGAACAUAUGCACUUAAUGUGCCAGGCUGCCGCAAAGCAGGUUGACAGAUUGUAAAAAAAUAAAUAAACUGGACUAAACUUCUCCACAUCUCACUAAUGUUUGUACCGUGAACCAAAAGUGACAAAAGAUUUGUGGCGGUGCUUUUAGUUUGCCAAAGUAGCCUAGAUUUAGGCUAGUGUGUUAUGUUUGGUUGAAGCUGAAUAGUUUCUGCAUUACACUUUUGUAGCCGCAGCAAUAUAGUACUGUGUUUAAAAAAAAAAAGAUGUUCUACCAACCUUCUCCUUGAGACGCCCAACACACGCCUAUUGAUCAGGUGCCAAAAUUAAGCACUGCUUGCCACGUAUUUUCCACCUUGAUUUAAUUCAUCAAAGCAGGUGUUUGUGUAUUAUUCUCAAUGAUUAGUAUUGCCUGCAGUUACCAUGGAAGGAGUGUUGUUCAGAUGGCCUCUUUAAGUGGAAGUAUGUUAUUGUUGUUAUUGAUAAUCACUUGAUCUGGGUUUAUUUUGUAAUGUGGAAAUGAUUCAAAACUAGAUUUUUUUUUUUUUUAAAUAUAUAUGUAUAUGAAUAUAAUGCUGUAAAGUGCAGUCAUGAAUUAAGAAAUUUCUCUUUCACAUCAAUACAGUCAAAUAAAACCACAGUGAAUUGAA
This is a messenger RNA of Perca flavescens (yellow perch), 5624 nucleotides long. RefSeq names its product methylthioribose-1-phosphate isomerase 1 (gene mri1). Bases 475 to 1536 code for a protein of 353 amino acids. Lineage: Eukaryota; Metazoa; Chordata; Actinopteri; Perciformes; Percidae. The transcript is spliced from 6 exons. Gene Ontology annotation, molecular function: S-methyl-5-thioribose-1-phosphate isomerase activity. The record is from RefSeq and is a predicted model, not a curated record.